AUGGCGCCAAAGAAACAGUCUUACGCGGGUUCCGCUCGGUGCCGGCAAUGCAUGAUUCAGGGCGUCGCCAAUUGCGUCCGGGUUACGGCGACGCCGACCGCCGACAAACCAUGCGACGGCUGCGCCGUCUCCAGACGGCAUUGCGCCGCCCCGUUGCCCGAUCCGACGGACCUAUCCGAGCACGCGCCCGCCCGUCACCCGACCACGGCCCUCGAGUGGGGCGCCUUCAUGACCAGCAUCCUCGGGAAAUGGGAGAAUAAGCUGGGAGAGAUGGAGGCGAGCCUCGCUCUAGCGGCCGAAGCGAGCCAGGAGGCCAUGGCGCUCGUCAUCCGCAGCGCCAUCGCCGACAUCGUCCAGGAAUCAGAGACCGCCCAGGCCACCGUCGAGAAGUACUCCGCCAUGAACGCCACCGCCCUUCGGGACGCGAACGAAGCGUUCCGCAACUUGGAAACUACCGUGUCCGGGCACGCCGCCCUUUUACGAGAGCUGCGGAAGGAUAUGGCGUCGCAGGCGACCGCGAUGGAAUUGAUUCGCGCCGAUCUCGACGAGCACGCGGCGUGCAUCGAUGCCAUCGCGUCGCAGGAACGCUUCGAGUUCCUGCUUGGCGCGAUCAGAAAGAUCGGUCAGAGGGUCGGCGUGGAAGUUGGCACGCCUCCACCGCUCGUACCGACGUCCCAGCAGAGGUCGUAUUAG
Molecule: messenger RNA, 693 nt
Organism: Punctularia strigosozonata HHB-11173 SS5
Lineage: Eukaryota; Fungi; Basidiomycota; Agaricomycetes; Corticiales; Punctulariaceae
Exons: 2
Coding region: 1-693 (230 amino acids)
Source: RefSeq, a predicted model, not a curated record